UAUCUUGGUAGUGAUCUGUAAGAGGUUUAAAGUUGCUCUCAAAGGCAGAGUUGGUGUUUGAAUGAUCAUUGUUGGGAAGCAAGAAUCAACAUUUGGAUGAAUAAAUACUGAAAAAGGUUACCUGGUAUGAUUGAUGCAAUGGGUGCUGCUGGAUCAGCAGAUGACAUUAAUGCUAUGGAAAUUCACCACUGGUACACAAAGUUUAUGAAGGAGUGCCCAUCCGGACAGCUUUGCCUGCAUGAAUUUAAACAUGUCCUGGAUCUACACGGACUCACUCCUGAAGCUAACAACUAUGUUGAACAAGUAUUUCACACAUUUGACAUGAAUAAGGACGGAUUUAUAGACUUCUUGGAGUUCAUAGCUGCCAUAAAUUUGGUUAUACGAGGGAAAAUUGACCAAAAAUUGAAAUGGUAUUUCAAGCUAUACGAUGCUGAUGGAAACGGAUGCAUUGACAAAAAGGAACUAUUAAGCAUAUUCAGGGCUAUCCAGGCUAUUAAUGGCUACACCAACAUGAGUGCUGAAGAGUUCACAAACAUGAUAUUUCAGAAGAUAGACGUGAACAAUGACGGGGAACUGACUUUAGAAGAGUUUAUCAAUGGUGUGGAAAAAGACGAGGACCUAAUGGAAUUGAUUACGAAAAGUUUUGACCUUUCCAACGUACUCAAAGUCAUACAGAAUGGCAGGAGAAACAGUGUCUGAAGGAUCCAGUCAUGGAGGUGGUGUCUGUUUCAUCAUUUCAAGGAAGAUAAUAUUUGAUAUAUUCAGAGAGCUUAAUGUUGUCAAAGCCUGCCCGGGCAAUACUGAGCCGCCUUCUCCAGGAGUAACAAUUUUCACUCUUCAUGUAUCUCCUUUUAUUUUCUUUAUUCCUUCCCUUGUUAAUGACUGUGGCAGCCACAGAAAAAAGAAAAAAACCCAACAACUUUUGCCUGCAUAAUAGAAAAGGUAUUUGAUGCAGUCAAAGUAACUUAUUUGAUCUUUAUGAACAUGUUGUGGUCAAACCCUGGCUAGCUCACUCCACUCUAGUGGGAUGGGGAAGAGAACUGGAAGAGUGAAACAUGUGGGCUGAGAUAAAGACAGUUUAAUAUGGAAAGAAAAUGAGUGGAAUCAAAGCAAAGCAAGGAAUCCAUUCACUCUUUCCCACAGGCAGGCAGAUGUUCAGCCAUCUCCAUGGAAAACAUGGAUCCAUCGAGCAUAAGGGUGACUUGAGAAGACAAAUGCCAUCACUUUGAACAUUCCCUUCCUUCUUCUCACCCAGCUUUAUAUGCACAGCGUGAUUCCACAUGGUGUGGACCAUCCCUGUGGUCACCUGGGGUCAGCUGUCCUGGCUCUGUCCCCUCACAACUCCUUGUGCACCCCCAGCCCACCUGCUGGCGAGGUGGGGUGAGAGGCAGAAAAGGACUUGUCACUGCGCAAGUGCUUCUCAGCAGUAAUGAAAACAUCUCCGUGUUAUCGAUAUUGUUUUGGUCACAAAUCCAAAACACAGUCUCAUACCAGCUACCAUGAAGAAAAUUACCACUAUCCAAACUGAAAACAGCAUGUUCUCUUCUGUUCAGACUAAUCAAUAAAAUCAUGGAAAUAACGCGAACUGCAACUUUCCUAGAAGACACAAAGUUAAUAAUAUUUUUUCUUUUAAUAAUGUGUUCUUUAACCUACUAUCUAAAGUGUGGGCACAAACUUUUAGGUAGGACUCUGUUCUAUCUGGAUGAAUUAAGAAUAAAAACUGCUUUGUAUUAAUCUAACAUUUGCUCUAAUCAGUACUCAAAAUUGGAUUCAGUUCUCUGGGAAACACUUCAGUUAUCUUAAUAUUCCCAAGAUGUUUAUCCUCCUUAACAAG
Molecule: messenger RNA, 1834 nt
Organism: Parus major (Great Tit)
Lineage: Eukaryota; Metazoa; Chordata; Aves; Passeriformes; Paridae
Gene: GUCA1C
Product: guanylate cyclase activator 1C
Exons: 4
Coding region: 127-699 (190 amino acids)
Molecular function (GO): calcium sensitive guanylate cyclase activator activity; calcium ion binding
Source: RefSeq, a predicted model, not a curated record